AUGGACAAAGGGGACCAUAAAAUGAAGAGCUCAUCAAAGCACUACAACAGUAACGACACCAGCUCAAAUCCUACCUCCGGGCUAAAGGUCGGCCCUAAUUUCUUAGUCGGCAAAAAAAUAGGCUGCGGAAACUUCGGAGAGAUCCGUCUAGGCAGGAAUCUAUACAAUCACGAUCACGUAGCCAUCAAAUUAGAAGCGUUCAAAACCAAAGCACCUCAACUCCACCUCGAGUACCAAUACUACAAGCUCCUCGGCUGCAACAAAGGCAUCCCCGAAGUCUAUUACUUCGGGCCGUGCAGCAAAUUCAACGCCCUCGUGAUGGAGCUGCUCGGUCCGAGCCUCGAGGACCUCUUCGACGUCUGCGACAGGAAAUUCAGCCUGAAAACGGUCCUGAUGAUAGCCAUCCAGCUCCUGCACAGGAUCGAGUACGUGCACAGCAGGCACCUGAUAUACAGGGACAUCAAACCCGAGAACUUCCUCAUCGGCCGGUCGGGCGGCAAACGCGAGAAAACCAUCCACAUGAUCGACUUCGGCUUGGCCAAGGAGUACAUCGAACCGGAGACCAACAAACACAUUCCUUACAGGGAACACAAAUCGUUGACGGGCACCGCCCGCUACAUGUCGAUCAACACCCACUUGGGCAGGGAGCAGUCGCGACGCGACGACCUCGAAGCCCUGGGCCACAUGUUCAUGUACUUCUUAAGGGGCUCGCUGCCGUGGCAAGGCCUCAAAGCCGAAACCCUGAAGGAGCGCUACCAGAAAAUCGGCGACACCAAGCGAGAAACGUCCAUCGAGAGCCUGUGCAAGGGCUAUCCGGAGGAAAUGGCCUCGUACUUGAGCUACGUACGGCGGUUGGACUUCUUCGAAACGCCCGACUACGAGCACCUGCGGCUGCUCUUCACCGAUUUGUUCAAGUCCAAGGGGUACGUGGAUGAUGGGGUGUUCGACUGGUCCGAUAAAACUGUGAAUUUGCACGCCGGAUCCCUGCCGACGGCCACGCAGGAAUUCGCCAUUUCGCCGGUGCGGGACAAGCGCUCGGCCACGCCGAAGCCGGAGAAUUCGAGGCACAGCACGGGCGGUAAUUUGGCCGAACGGCCGGGCUCCGCGAUGGUGGUGAAUUCGACCAACGGGGACCUGAAUGCGGAUAACUCGAUGGGCCACAGUAACACGCCCAUCACCCAGCCCAAGGAGGUGGAGGUCGUGGAGGAGACGAAAUGCUGCGGGUUCUUCAAGAGGAAAAAGAAGAAGAAGGGGAUCGCUAUGUAA
Phyllotreta striolata is the source of this 1266-nucleotide messenger RNA. The record is from the annotation of a GenBank genome assembly. Lineage: Eukaryota; Metazoa; Arthropoda; Insecta; Coleoptera; Chrysomelidae.